Messenger RNA from Suricata suricatta (meerkat), 4015 nucleotides. It is a transcript of the gene C1QTNF1, whose product is annotated as C1q and TNF related 1. The coding region runs from base 1547 to 2386 and encodes 279 amino acids. NCBI's taxonomy places the organism in Eukaryota, Metazoa, Chordata, Mammalia, Carnivora, Herpestidae. The record is from RefSeq and is a predicted model, not a curated record. The transcript has 5 exons. Gene Ontology annotation, molecular function: protein binding.
UUUGUUUGGUUGUUGUUGUUGUUUCUUGUUUUUGUUUUUGUUUUUUGAUUUUUGGCCAUGACUCUUGUCCUCAGCGCUGGCCAGCACUUUCCAAAGGGAAAAUAUUUGCUGAAUCGGGAGCGUUCCGCCUCGGUUGCUUGGGGGUGCUCAAGUAGUCUGCAAGGCCAGCCCCGGCUUGGCGACCGGGGCUUUCCUACUUACCGGUUCAAAGCGAUGAUGAAGUGGGUGACAGAGAAGCAUUAGGAACCUGGCUGGCUCUGUGUUUGGGUCACAGAUUUCCUUUCUUUCACUGAGACCUGAACUGGCCUGUGAAAUCUUGCCCAUGUGUCCGUUGGCUUCAGCGGCGGGCUGUGUGCCCAAGAUGUGCUCAGACCACGGUUCCCUUUCUCCGGGACUCCCCACGCCUCUGAGCUUUCUGUCUCUCGUGGGUGUCUAGGGAAACUCCAGGUCCUGAUUGCCACAUUUCAUAGGAGCACCCCUCACCCUCCUGGUUUCUCCCUCACGAGAUAGGAGUAAUUUCUUUCCUGAUCUCUUGGGGGAUGUGGGGGAUGACGUCCGCUCCAUCAGCCCUUUCUUCAGCCCGUGUGACAAUUACAGAGUCACAAUCCUUUACCCCAAGCCCCCCUGGAAACAAAACACUCAGACAACCUGGAGCUUGAGUUUAGCGGGAGGGAACUUGACAGGACAGUGUGACGCUGUGAUCCGUGGUGUGGAGAGGCUGUGCACCGCCCCCGUCUCUUUGGUUUUGGAAUACCUGCAAAUGUCCGGCAGGCCCGGCAGGCGAGAUAAUCCAAGUGAUGUCCGCGUCCUCCUCUGAACACAUCCGGUUGUGUAAGUUCCAGAUGAGAGACCCUGGACCUACCUCUGCUUUACAGACAAGGAAACAAAGGCCCAUUGAGGUGGCGACUCAAGUGCCCCCUGGCUCAGGACCUAAGGCCUUGGGCUAGAAUGAGGUGUGGCCCCCUGGAAGAGAGGGGCAUUAUGUGGCUGUGUUUCUAGAACUUUGCUCUCUGUCGGGCCUCUGGUUUUCUGUCUUGGGAUUAUCUUUAAGAUAACCGUCUUUCUGCAUCUGUUUCUCUUCCAAGCCACGUGCCCGGCUUCAUGCGCUCUGAGUCUGGUGACCAUUCAGGACCCCCCAGGUCUGGGCCUCUGGGGGGGCUUUCCCAUUGCCUUCAGGGAGAUCCUGGUUCACACGCGUCCCGAGGACUCUCUUCCAGUGUCCCUGCCAACGAAGGCCAUCUGAGGACAGAGCGAGCAACCAGCGGAAGGUCAGUCAGCGCGCUAGGCCUGGGUUCUGCUGGCCAGGAAGGUUGCUCAUGUUGCGCACAGGAGCGAAGACAAACUUAUCUCCGGGCUUCCUGUGUCGAUAAGCAGCCGGGGACGUGGCUGUUCUUCCCCCUGCGACCUGGCCGGGAGGAGGCUCAGCGGCCGCUGGGAGAUGCUCUAAGCCCCGCGAGGCCACCGCAGGACGCCCGCCGCCGGCUAGAGGGCCCCUCCCAGCCCGUGUCCUUGCCCGUGUGUCUCUCCCAGCAGGGCGCACAGGAACAUGGGCUCCCGGGGACUGAGACCCGGGCUGGCGUGCUGCUUGCUGCUGGCCUUCGCCUGCGGCCCGGCGCUGGGCCGAGCGUCGUGGGGCCCACAGGAGCUGCGGGAGCAGGAGGGGACCGAGGGGCCGCCGCUGGAGCACGCAGACAGGGAUGAAGAGAACCAUGAAAAAUACAGCCCCAGGCAGGGGGACGAGGUGCUUGCUUCCCGAUGCUUUCGCUGCUGUGACCCCGGCACCCCCGUGUACCAGGCCAUCCCGGUGCCCCAGAUCAACAUCACCAUCCUGAAAGGUGAGAAGGGGGACCGAGGGGACCGAGGCUUGCAAGGCAAAUACGGCAAGACCGGAUCCGCGGGCGCCAGGGGCCACACGGGCCCCAAAGGGCAGAAAGGGUCCAUGGGGGCCCCCGGGGACCGCUGCAAGAGCCACUACGCCGCCUUCUCGGUGGGCCGCCGGAAGCCCCUGCACAGCAACAACUACUACCAGACGGUGAUCUUCGACACGGAGUUCGUGAACCUCUACGGCCACUUCAACAUGUUCACCGGCAGGUUCUACUGCUACGUGCCCGGCAUCUACUUCUUCAGCCUCAACGUGCACACCUGGAACCAGAAGGAGACGUACCUGCACAUCAUGAAGAACGGCGAGGAGGUGGUGAUCCUGUUCGCCCAGGUGAGCGACCGCAGCAUCAUGCAGAGCCAGAGCCUGAUGCUGGAGCUGCGGGACCAGGACGAGGUGUGGGUGCGCCUCUUCAAGGGCGAGCGGGAGAACGCCAUCUUCAGCGACGAGUUCGACACCUACAUCACCUUCAGCGGCUACCUGGUCAAGCACGCCUUGGAGCCCUAGCCCCGCCCAGCCCUGCGUCCGUCCCCCCACCCGCACCCCCACCCCGGGAGGGGGGGGCACGGAUCUCGCUGCAGCCCCUCCCCCAGUCCUGGCCCCUCCCCCCUCACCGCCCAGCUUUGGCCCUCUACACGACGCCCUCCGCCGAGCGGGGAGCAGAAUCGGCUGUGCUUCCCGGCCUUGGGGGCUCCUCAGGGGUGGGGGGCCCACCGGGCCGGCACCUGCGACAAUGACGGAGGGGGAGGGUUGUCCCGGCUUCCCUCCUUGCACAUAUCCUUAGGCGACCCAGCAGACACGCGGCCACAGGGCAGGGUGUCCCCGAGUCAUCCAUGCUCCCGUGGCUGGAACUAAUUACGGAAAUGGUGAAGUUUGUGAAAGAAGCAAAAUAAGCCGUGUGGGAAAAGGGAGGCGCUGUUAUUUUUGCCUCUUCCCACCAGCCACGCGGGUUCCCGGGGGAGGCGGCUCCGGCUGGAGCUCUGCGGGCCUCCUGCAAGAGACCUGAAGGGGGCGCUGCGGGCCCGGGGGGGGGGGCGGAGGGCGUGGGGCCCUCCUUGGGCCCUUGAUGAGCCUUCCCGGGCAACGCCUGCACUGACGCCCCAGUCCUGGGGUCAUCACGGCCUUGCCCAGGGGGUUCAGCCGGUCAUUCUGAGCCACAUCAGCAAGGGGGUGGGGGCUGGGGCAGCGAAGGUCAGCUCUCAGCGGGACAGCCCAGCCCUUGGCCUCGCUCUCUGGGCUGGGAGGAGCAGCCUGCUUGUUGGAACCCACGGACUCCUGGCAGCAGCCGGGGACCUCUGGAGUCCCUGGGUCCACUCAGCACUGCCAAGGCGGAGCCAUCCAUCCCGGCGUGGUUCUGCUCGGCGGCCAUAGCCUCCCCGGAGCCCCCGGACAGGGCCUUCACGCCUGCCACCCUGGCCCUGGCUUUCUGCUCCUCCCCACAUGGGUCAGUCAUGGGAGGCACUGGGGCCUUGAUCACCUACCCGCUGUCACAGUUAUGUAAUACUUGCUACACCAUCUUCCUGCACGCCGUCUCGGGUCCCGUUUUCCUGAGGCUCCGUGCUCUCUCCCCCUGGCCUCUGGGGCCAGCAGCUCAGACACCAUGAGAGGGGCUUUCUUUGGGCCCCAUAGCAGGGAAGGGCCAGAAGGGGCUGGAAGGCGCCCCCUCGGCCUGUCUCGGUGUCCCCGUGGGGCACCGUCCCUCUGACCAGGAGAGAAGGCCUGUCUCAAGCACUGGAGUCAGAACCCUCUCUGGGAGGUCGGGUGUAGAAACGCCCAGCGCGGCUACUGCCUAGAAUUGGUGCUCCAGCCGCUGGCUGACCUUGGCCGGGCGGCCCUUCCCUGCCUCUUUCUAAUGCCCAGGGCCAAGCUCCCUCUCCUACCUGCUUGGGCCCCUAAGCCCCUAUGGGACCCUCCCUUCCCUGGUGACCCUUGGCCUUGCCCCCUCCCUCUGCCCUCCCGGGGCCUGACCACCGGGUCUGGGGCCUGCGCAUCCUUCCGUCUGAAGGACUUCUGCUAGUCAGACUUUCCCCACGGUGUGUCCAAGGGCGUGCUGGUGGGCGGGGCACCUGCCCGCUGCUUCCUGCUGUCCCGGUGCUCUUUCUGAAAACAUUAAACUUGGGACCACGUGUUUGAGCA